Molecule: messenger RNA, 903 nt
Organism: Gastrolobium bilobum
Lineage: Eukaryota; Viridiplantae; Streptophyta; Magnoliopsida; Fabales; Fabaceae
Product: prefoldin subunit 3
Exons: 6
Coding region: 8-589 (193 amino acids)
Biological process (GO): tubulin complex assembly; protein folding; microtubule-based process
Cellular component (GO): cytoplasm; prefoldin complex
Molecular function (GO): tubulin binding
Source: RefSeq, a predicted model, not a curated record
GUCAACAAUGGCUUCUUCAUCUUCAUCGUCAGGUUCAGGUCCAGUGGUGACGGAGCGAAGAGGAAUACCAGGUGCUCAGUUCGUAGAAGAUGUCCACACUUAUCUCGCUCAGUCAGGCCUCGAUGUUAGCUCCGCCCUCGCUUUUCUUCAAGAAAGACUUCAGCAAUACAAGUUAGUCGAAAUGAAGCUCCUUGCUCAGCAAAGGGAUCUUCAGGCAAAGAUACCAGAUAUUGAAAAGUGCUUAGACAUUGUUGCUACAUUGCAAGCUAAGAAGGGUACUGGUGAGGAUCUUAUUGCUGAUUUUGAAGUGUCAGAAGGCAUAUAUUCACGAGCUCGUGUAGAGGAAACUGACUGUGUGUGUUUAUGGCUGGGAGCAAAUGUUAUGUUGGAAUAUUCAUUAGAGGAGGCUACUGGUCUUCUACAGAAGAACCUGGAUAAUGCUAGAGCCAGUUUAGAAGUUCUUGUUGCAGAUCUACAGUUCUUGAGGGAGCAGGUGACAAUUACUCAGGUUACAAUUGCUCGCGUGUAUAAUUGGGAUGUUCAUCAACGAAGGAUUCAACAAGCUGCUCCUACGACUGCUCAAGACUAGUAAAAGGAGAGAAUUUAUCUGCACCUAGAUCUAAAUUUGGGCACUUAUUUCUUUUCAGUUGAGAGUAUGAUUCUAAUCUUUUGCCAGUUUCUAAUUUAGAUGAAUCGUGGGUUGCUUCCCAAGUUCCGGUUUCACCAAGGUAGAUUCUAAGAUUGGAACCAUUUUUUAUAUAUGCCUGUUAAUCUCCUGGCCUCUGGAACAUUUGUAAAAUGCCCCAUAUAUAUUAUUAGGUUGAUGGGACAGUUUUGUUUGGUGUGAUCAUAUUGGUAUGUUCUACUCUGCAAUUUGGUUUUACUUGUUUAAUUUUAUAUUCC